Molecule: messenger RNA, 1817 nt
Organism: Phodopus roborovskii (desert hamster)
Lineage: Eukaryota; Metazoa; Chordata; Mammalia; Rodentia; Cricetidae
Gene: Arl8a
Product: ADP ribosylation factor like GTPase 8A
Exons: 7
Coding region: 227-787 (186 amino acids)
Biological process (GO): protein transport; anterograde axonal transport
Cellular component (GO): lysosomal membrane
Molecular function (GO): GTP binding; GTPase activity
Source: RefSeq, a predicted model, not a curated record
GGGAGGGCGGCGGCGGCGGCGGCGGGGGAGGAGGAGGCGGCGCUGAGGCCACACCCAUCGGCGAGCGGAUCCGCGGGCAGCGCGUCGUCGGCCGCCGCGCUCCAGCCUCCGCCCGCACCGAGCCCGCGGGACCCGGCCGCACCGGGGAGGGGCCGCUCCGGGCCGCAGCGCGAGGGCAGCGAGGGCGGCGGGGACCCGGCACCGGGCGCGGCCGGCGGCAGCGACCAUGAUCGCUUUGUUUAACAAGCUGCUGGACUGGUUCAAGGCCCUAUUCUGGAAGGAGGAAAUGGAGCUCACGCUGGUGGGGCUACAGUACUCGGGCAAGACCACCUUCGUCAACGUGAUCGCGUCAGGACAGUUCAAUGAGGACAUGAUCCCCACUGUGGGUUUCAACAUGCGCAAAAUCACCAAAGGGAACGUGACCAUCAAGCUCUGGGACAUUGGGGGACAGCCUCGUUUCCGCAGCAUGUGGGAGCGCUAUUGCAGAGGAGUGAGCGCCAUCGUGUAUAUGGUGGAUGCUGCAGACCAGGAGAAGAUUGAAGCCUCCAAGAACGAGCUCCACAACCUGCUAGACAAGCCGCAGCUGCAAGGCAUCCCGGUCUUAGUCCUCGGUAACAAGCGAGACCUCGCAGGAGCUCUAGAUGAGAAGGAGCUGAUUGAGAAAAUGAAUCUGUCUGCUAUCCAGGACCGAGAGAUCUGCUGCUACUCCAUCUCCUGCAAGGAAAAGGACAACAUAGACAUCACCCUACAGUGGCUUAUUCAGCACUCGAAGUCACGGAGAAGCUGAGACUGUGGCCCGGCUCCUUGGGACCAGGGACCACAGUCACCUAACCUGAAGCCGAGCUCCCCGCCCAGCCCACUCUGUUGUCCCCCCCCAAACCCACUUGCCCUUGCCCUCACCCAGUGUGGGGAGGGCCCUCUGGGGCUCCUAGAGUCCCAUUCUGCUGAGGUUUGAACUCCUGUUUUUAUUGUAAAAUAAAUUUCCCUCCAUCUGGCCCCCCAGCCUCUCUGCCCCUCUUUGUCCCUUCGCCCUCUCCACAGCCCUGGCCCCGCAACCCCUGUCCUGCCCUCCCCCUCCCCCCCUUUUCAACACCCUGUUAUCGUCCUGUGUGUACAGUAUAUAUAUGUAUAUAUAUUUUAAUUUUUUAAUUUAAACAAAGACUUAAGAUCAACCAUUUGAUGCUGCAGGGGCCAAUCAGGGCCUGGGAGGGGCAGGCUGGAAAGAUGGGAACGAGGUGCACGGCCAGCUUGGGGCGCCAGCUCUGUACAGGAAGGUGAAGGCUGGCACUUGGGGCGGGCACUGGCCUGGCCACUGGAGAUUGUCCCAUGCCUGGUGAAGUAUUUCUGCCUCUCACUAUAGGGCCUGAAUACUCAGGCCAGCAGGAGCCUCCUUCUCUGUCCCCUGCAUCGUUGGUAGGGCCACCAGGCAGAAACCAGAUAGCAGAGACCACCAGGCCUACGUGGGGAGAAGUCAAUGCCCGGGCCACCCCAGCGACCCCCAUCCUCACUGUCCCUGGCCCCCAGCUCCUGCCUCUACCCAGGGCCCCCACCUCCAUGGUCCGUUUCAUUCUCUGUUCCCAUUUCACAGAGUUGUACAAGGAGAGAACUCAGCAUGGGGGGAGGGGGUGUUGGUUUUUUUGGGUUUUGUUUGUUUGUUUGUUUAAUUUAAUGAUUUGUAAAGUGAUGUUCCUCUUCCUUUUUACACUUUUCAGCUCAUAUUUAACCUCUGUUUGGGAAAUGAUUCUUGUAACUGUACAUUUUUUUUUUUUUUUUUUGCCUCCUAAUAAUGACAACAAUAAAUUACCAAUUUUGUGUUG